This is a messenger RNA of Bactrocera latifrons, 1659 nucleotides long. RefSeq names its product glycine-rich cell wall structural protein-like. The transcript has 2 exons. Bases 86 to 1477 code for a protein of 463 amino acids. Lineage: Eukaryota; Metazoa; Arthropoda; Insecta; Diptera; Tephritidae. The record is from RefSeq and is a predicted model, not a curated record.
CAGUUAGACUUUGUGUUAAAGUGCUCAACUUGGUUCAAGUCAACGGAUGCAGAUUUAGUGCGGUGAAAAUCAAUUGAAUAGAAAGAUGAGGACGGCAACGGUUCUUUCCUUAGCCGCAAUUACCUUUUUGUGCGUUGCUCAAAAUGGAGCUAGCAUUGUACCCUUGACGGGUGUGAAUCAACUACCUUUGGUGCUUUCUGUACCAACUGUGGUGACUGUAGUUCGAACAGAAGACGAUGGACAAUACAAACCAGUGCCCGGUUUGGAGGGCGAAUAUGUGCCAAGCAUCGAGGAUGCAGGUAUAACCAACGUCAUAACUACAGGAGUAUUGCCUGGCGGUGUUGUUGGAGGACCUUUAGUCAGCUCUCCAGGUGCUCUGCUCACCGUUGGUGGACCUGUAAGUGUCAAUGUUGCUGGUGUUGAAGGUGCGCCAGUUGCAGAAGCGGUGAUUUCUUCUGCAGCUAUUGGUGGUAGUAUUCAAGGGGCUGACGGUGCAGAUAGCUCUAGCAGCAAUGGAUCCAGUGACGGAUCAAAUGGAAGCGCUGGAGUUGUCGGAGCAGAUGCUGCAGGAGGCGUACUUGGUUCUGCUGGUGAUGAAAGUAGUGCCGACGGUGGUGUAGAUUCUGGAAAUGGCAGUGGUGGAGCUGGAGCCCUAGGUGUCGAAGCUGCUGCAGGUAGCGCUAUUGGAAUUGGAGGACCAAGUGGAGAAGCUGCUGCUGGCAGUGUCAUCGCAGCCGAAGGACUAGCUGCCUCAGGAGCUGGUGCUGGUAGCGCUAUUGGAGGACCAGGUGGCUCAGGUGGUGCUGGCGCAAUUGAAGUCGUUGAGGGUGCUGCUAGAUCUGGUCCUUAUCUAAUUGUUAGCAGUGCAUCUGGCGGUGGKGGUGGUGGAGGUGGUGCCGGAGGCCUUAUUGGUGCUGGAGGCGGUGGUGGCGGAGGCGGUGCUAGCGGAAUUGGUGCAGCUGGUGGCGGUGGUGGUGCCGGUGGAGCCAGCGUUAUUAAUGGUAUUGGUGGUGGUGGUGGUGCUGGAGGGGGUAGCAGUAGUGGUGGUGGCGGUGGCGGCGGUGGAGCUGGUGGUUCUGGUGGUCUGGCAAUAAUUGGUGGUCUUGCAACAGGUGGCGGUGGCGGUGGUGGCGGUGGAGGCGGUGGAGCUGGUGGUCUGGCGACAGGUGGUGGUGGCGGUGGCGGAGGUGGAGCUGGUAGUGCUGGUCUUCUUGCAAUAGCUGGUGGUGCCGGUGGCGGCGGUGGUGGAGGUGGAGCAGGUAGUGGACAUGGCGGAGCAGGAGGUGGCGGGGCCGGAGGCGCAGCUGGUAUCGGAGGCGCUGCUGGUGGUGGCGGAGGUGGUGGUGCUGGUGCUGCCACUGGCAUUGAUGGCCGAGCUGGGAGCUCAGGUGUAAGUGGUGCAGACGCUUGGGGUGGUGGCGCGGGUGGUGCUGGUGGUCUUGGUGCGCCCGCUUUACCUUGGCUUAAUCUUCAUUAAGAAAGCUACUUUCUAUAGCCAGUCUCUGUAUAAUGCUCAAAGUAAUGGAAAUGUGAUGUGUAACCUAAUAUAUUAUAUUUUUAACUUGACAUCAAUUACACUAGUUUAAGUCUAGUCGCCAUUUUGUACUUGCAAGUGAAUAAAAAGAUUUCACAAUAAAAUUGUAACUAAAUAUUGGGGUC